Molecule: messenger RNA, 4017 nt
Organism: Cydia pomonella (codling moth)
Lineage: Eukaryota; Metazoa; Arthropoda; Insecta; Lepidoptera; Tortricidae
Exons: 1
Coding region: 1-4017 (1338 amino acids)
Source: RefSeq, a predicted model, not a curated record
AUGGAAAACAUUGAAAAACAUAUAGUGAUUCAAGCCGAUACGCUUGAAAAGGUGAAAAAGGCGCACGUUAACUACAAAAAAUCGCCUAAGGAGAGAUUGACGGCUGGUUAUGUAAAGGGAAGAAUAGAUACACUGGAGUUGUACUGGAAAGAGUUUAAAGUCUUACAUGAAAUGUUAAUUUUGUCGAUUCCUAUGGAACAGCGUCAAGCUACAAAUUAUUUCGCCGACAACAUGUUUGAGGAAUUUGAAGAAGCGUAUUACGCAUACAAAGGCGAAAUGAUGUCUAAGUUAGAUUGUAUGGUGCCGACAAAAAGUGAGUCUAAACAAACACUUACACCUAGCACAUCGAAUAGUGGUGAAGUAAAAUUACCACGUAUUUCGCUUCCUUCGUUUAAUGGCAACUACACUGAAUGGCAGUCUUUCCAUGAUUUAUUUAUGGCAUUAGUGCAUAACAAUGAAUCUUUGCAAGAUGUUCAAAAGCUACAUUACCUAAAGGGCAGUUUAGCUGGAGAAGCGGAGGCAUUAUUACGACAAUUUUCAAUAACCGCUGAAAAUUAUAAAGAAGCUUGGUCAGUACUAAAGAAACGUUAUGCCAAUAAGAGAUACAUAGCAAACUGUGUUUUUAAGAAAUUCUUUACACAAAAAACGUUAACACACGAAUCAGCUACAGCAUUAAGGCAACUGUUGGAUACUUCGGUGGAAUGUAUGAGUGCGCUGAAACAUCUAGGCUUACCUACGAAUCAUUGGGACGCAAUUAUUAACUACUCCAUAGUGUCAAAAUUAGACUCGAGCACUCAUAAGGAAUGGGAAGAGUUAAUAAGCAGAGACGAGACGAACGACUUACCUAGUUUUGAAAAAUUAAAAUCGUUCCUGGAAAAUAGAUUUCGUACUCUGGAGAUGGUUGAACCUGCAAGUAAAGUAUACAAACCUGUGAAAACAAAGAUGUUUCAUGUUACUGCAACGAGCGAAGUGAAGUGUACAUUCUGCAAUGAAGAUCAUUAUAUUUAUCAAUGUAAACAGUUUUCCAAGCAAUCAGUAGAAGACAGAUACAGUUUCGUGCAGAAAAACAAUCUCUGUUUUAAUUGUUUAAUACCGAACCACAAUGUAUUUAAAUGUAAACAAAAGACAACUUGUCAGAUUUGUAAAAGAAGGCAUCAUUCGUUAUUGCACCGAGAGAAACAAGCAAGUGGAGAAUCGCAUACGUCUGGAGAAACAAAUAACAACAAUAAAGAAAAGAUACAAACCGUCGUCGUUGCGCACACGUCGAGCGCAUCACGAGUUCUACAACCUGGUCGAGGCACUUUGUUGACGACAGCACUGGUGCAUGUCACAGCGGAGUCGGGGCAGUCACACGUGCUUCGGGCUCUCGUGGACCAGGGUUCAGAGGAGUCCUUCGCGACUGCAAGGGCGGUCGAGUUGCUGGGUUUGAAGAAAACUAAAAUCAGCGGAGUGAUCUCUGGUGUUGAGGAGUGUGAGACGACUAUCAAACAUAGGGUAACAUUACGCAUUCAAUCAAGGUACGAUAUUUCCUAUUGUAUAAAUGUAGAUGCUUAUGUAUUGAAAUCUAUAACCCGUCAGCUACCAUCUAGGGAAAUAAGAAGUCUUAAUUGGCCACAAGUUAACAAAUUAGAUUUAGCUGAUCCCACCUUUGGCUCACCAGGGAGGAUUGACAUUCUUCUUGGUGCGAGAGUUUACAGCGAAAUCCUAGAAGCAGGUUUAAUGAAAGGACCAGGAAAUUUUCUUGCUCAAAAAACACACCUGGGCUGGAUUUUGUCAGGGGGUAAUAAGGAUACUAAUGCAUCAUUUACUAUUUCACAGCACAUUACAAGUCUACAUGUUACAAGACAAAUUGAAGAAGAUAAUAAUCUCCUGAAAAGGUUUUGGGAGGUAGAAUCUGAACUAUACACGAAGCAGAGCAUGUGGACGAAAGAGGAAGAAAAGUGCGAGGAAAUAUAUCAGCAAACAACAACGAGGGACGAGACAGGGAGGUACGUAGUACAGCUUCCUUUAAAGACAACUUUUGAAGACACUGUAAGAUCGUGUGGAAAUACAAAGCAUCAGGCAGUAAUCAGAUUAGAGCAGCUGGAAAGAAAGUUCGCCCGAAACGAGCAUCUGAAAGCAGAAUACACCAGAGUUAUACACGAGUACUUACAGUUAGGCCAUAUGAAGAAGGUCGACGCAGAAGAUGAAGGUAAUGCAGUAUAUCUUGCGCAUUGUGCUGUAAUAAGAGAAGAUAAGGAGACAUCAAAGCUGCGCAUAGUUUAUGACGCGUCAGCAAAGGGCCCAAACGGAUGUUCCUUAAACAGCAGCAUGAUGGUAGGACCUACGAUUCAGCCAGAUCUUCGUAGUCUGGUAUUUAGAUGGAGAGCUCAUAAAAUCUGUGUUAUUGGCGAUAUUAUAAAGAUGUAUCGUCAGGUAAGAAUGCAUGACAAACACACAGAUUUACAACGCAUAGUAUGGCGGGAUAAUACAUCUGAGAAGAUAGAUAGUUACAAGCUACUUACGGUGACAUUUGGGACAGCAGCUGCACCUCAUCUGGCUGUCCGUACUCUUCAACGUUUGGCUGAUGAUGAACAACACAACUACCCUCGAGGAGCGGCGGUAGUAAGAAACUCCUUUUACAUGGAUGACCUUAUGACAGGUCAUGAAGAUCUCGACGAAAUGAAAGCAACCUGUAAAGAAAUAAAUGCAUUAUUAAAGGCAGGUGGUUUUGAGAUGCAAAAGUGGUCUAGUAACUCUGAAGAACUCCUGAAGGACUUGGUUGAUGGCACGAAGACUCCGGAACCUGUAAAAGACAAAAAAGAGAUUAAAUUAGAUAAAAUAAUAAAAAUACUGGGACUUACCUGGGAUAGGAAGGAUGAUACUUUUCACGUUUCAGUAAACUUACCAGCAAGCAGGAUACCUGUAACAAAGAGAGUGAUUUUAUCUGAUGUUGCUAGCUUGUUUGAUCCUUUUGGAUGGCUCUCACCUGUUGUAAUAACAGCCAAAAUCAUGAUCCAAAAAUUAUGGCUUUGUCAUUGUGGUUGGGAUGAUGAGUUAUCUUCAGAGUUGGUUGACGAAUGGAUGAGCUUCAGAGACGAAUUGCACGAGCUACAAACUGUUGAGAUUCCAAGAUGGAUCAAGAUGUCAUCUCACUGCAAAGAAGUAUAUCUGCACGGGUUCUCUGAUGCCUCAACACUUGCACUUGCAGCUGUUGUGUAUGCAAGAGUUAUCGACGAGCACGAAGUUGUUCAUGUCACGAUGUUAGCCUCUAAAACAAAAGUAGCCCCCCUGAAGCAAUUGACGGUCCCGAAGCUUGAACUUUGUGCUGCGGUGAUAUUAGCAAAGCUGCUGCAUGAAAUUUCAAGGUUAUUGAACAUACCUAUGCACAAAAUCUACGCUUGGACAGACUCGAUGGUAGUGCUUUCAUGGUUGCAGUCCCCACCCAGCCGCUGGCAAGUAUUCGUUGGCAACAGAGUGUCAGAAAUUAUCCAGCAUAUAGAUAACGACAGGUGGAGACACGUUUCGUCGGAAGACAACCCAGCUGAUCUUGCCUCAAGAGGUAUCAGGGCAAGUGAACUAGCAAACAAUGAACUUUGGUGGAGUGGACCCAGAUGGUUAAAGGAGACAAACACUGAGAUGUUAAGGGCCACUACAAUUCCAACAACAGAUUUAGAAAGCAAGAAAUCAUUCCACACUUCAGUACAAGACACACCUAUUUGGGAGAGAUUUUCGUUGAUGGUCAGGAUGAAAAGAGUGAUAGCUCAAUGUAAGAGAUUUUUAGAUUAUAAAACCAGAAGACAUGAUAUCUUGAGCGCUGCUGAAUUGGAUGAAGUUGAAACCUGCUGCGUGAGAUAUUAUCAGAAACUAGUAUAUAGCCAAGAAUUUGAAGACCUGAAAAAGAAAGGAAAGGUUAGAAACAAAAGUUCAUUAAUUAAACUUACCCCGUACGUAGAUGAACACGAUUUACUGCGAGUUGGAGGACGGUUGAGUAAAGCGUUGUCUAAAAUAAUAUUGUUACCUAAAACUGCAGAUUAA